Messenger RNA from Quercus robur (English oak), 1965 nucleotides. RefSeq lists its product as uncharacterized. Bases 1 to 1965 code for a protein of 654 amino acids. Lineage: Eukaryota; Viridiplantae; Streptophyta; Magnoliopsida; Fagales; Fagaceae. The transcript is spliced from 2 exons. The record is from RefSeq and is a predicted model, not a curated record. Gene Ontology annotation, molecular function: protein dimerization activity; DNA binding.
AUGGUUAGAAAGAAAGAUCACUUUUGGGAGUACGUUGAGGAGUUAGAUGGUCGUUUCAAGUGUAAUUUCUGUGAACGAGAUUUUGCUGGAGGUGCUCCAAGAAUUAAAUCACACUUAGCAGGUGUUAAAGGUCGUGAUAUUGAUAUUUGUACAAAAGUUCCUGAUGAUGUGCAAGCUGAAGCUUAUUUAGCAAUUGGAGGGCAUAGUAAAAAGCUUAAGAUUACAUCAAGUUCAAGCAAUGUGGAACAGAGCAAAAAAAUGUCAACUUCAAUGUCCAAUGAUUUGCAUCAAACCACCAUUUUAGAGAUGUGCAAAAAGAAAGAUAAGAGUGCAGUGGACAAAUUGCUUACCCAACAUAUUAUAUUGAAUAACAUAUCAUUUAAUGUUGUUCAAACACCAGCCUUCAUUCGCUUUGUGCAAGGUGUUGCUGAAUAUGGUCAUGGAUACAAGUUACCCUCUUAUUCAACGCUUCGAACGAAGUUAAUUCCAAAUUCAAGGAUAGAAGUUGAAGAAUAUAUAUCAAAUGUUAAAAAGUCUUGGGUUACAACUGGCUGUACUCUUAUGUCAGACAUAUGGAGUGAUAUGAAACAAAGAGCUUUUAUUAACAUUAUUGCAUAUUCUCCUGGGGGAGCAGUAUUUAUGCGUUCACUUGAUGUUUCUCAAGAGAGAAAAACUGGAUUUUUUCUCAAACAGAUUAUUUCUGCAGUAAUUGAAGAAAUUGGGCCUAAUCAUGUUGUUCAGUUUAUCACUGAUAACGCGACAAAUUUUGAGUCAGCUGGAGACAUGCUUAUUGGUAAGUAUCCUCAUUUGUACAAAACACGAUGUGCUGCUCAUGGGAUUCAAUUGCUUUUGAAGGAUAUAUAUGAGGAAGUUUAUUGGGUGCAAAAGGUAAUUGAUGAUGCAAAAUCAAUUGUUUCAUAUAUGUAUAAGCACACUAUCGUCCUCUCACUCAUGAGAGCACACACAAACAAUAAGGAGUUAAAACAUCCUUGUACAACUAGGUUUGCUUCUAAUUUCUUGAUGCUCCAAUCUAUUUUGAAUGUUGAAAGCGAAUUGCGAUUACUUGUUGCAUCUUCUGAUUGGAGAGGAUUAGAUUAUAGCAAAAAGGAUAUUGCCAAAGAAGUUACUAAUAUAAUUCAAAGUACAGAAUUUUGGAGUCAAGGACAUGAGGUUCUACUAGUUUUGGAGCCAUUGGUUCGAGUUCUUCGAUUAGUUGAUGGUGAUGGGUCAACUGCUGGGUACUUAUAUGAAGCAAUGGAAAGGGCAAAAGAAGCAAUUCAGCAACGUUGUGGCAACAAUCAAGAAAAAUAUAUACGGAUGUGGGAAUUAUUUGAGGGAAGGCGUACUCAAAAUAUAAUCCAUCCAAUUCAUUCAGCUGCAGCCUUUUUAAAUCCUGCUUACAUGUAUAGUGGGACAUUUACUGAGAAUCGUGAGAUGAAAGAGGGAAUAAGUUUUAUACUAGAGAAUUUGGUGGCUCUUGAAGAAAAGAUAGAAUUUAUGGGACAAGUGCAACUUUAUCGCAUGAAAUUAUCAAGCUUGUUUACUGAAACUGCAAUGACAAUGUUGAAAACAUCUCAUCCUAGAAUAUGGUGGGAUUAUUGUGGAGAUAGUCUUCCUAUUUUAAAAAAGUAUGCCAUUCGAAUUUUGAGUCAACCUUGUAGUUCUUCCUCAUGUGAACGUAAUUGGAGUGCAUUUGAAGCAGCACAAACAAAGAAGAGAAAUAGGCUGACACCUAAGAUGUUGGAUGAUUUGGUUUAUGUAAGAAUGAACACAAUGAUGAUGGAGAAAUUCAAUACCUUAGAAGCUCGAGAUGUAGAGCCGAUUGAUCUUGACAAGCUUAAUGAGCUUCCUGAACAUGAAUAUGUUUCUCAAGAACAAGAUAUAGAGAAUGACACACUAAGUGAAGGGGUUGAAAAUAUUAAUGAUGAUGUUAUAGAUGAUACAGAUCUUUCAUGGUUAAAUUGA